Messenger RNA from Xylaria bambusicola, 3102 nucleotides. RefSeq lists its product as uncharacterized. Gene Ontology annotation, molecular function: ATP hydrolysis activity. The coding region runs from base 1 to 2886 and encodes 961 amino acids. NCBI's taxonomy places the organism in Eukaryota, Fungi, Ascomycota, Sordariomycetes, Xylariales, Xylariaceae. The record is from RefSeq and is a predicted model, not a curated record. The transcript is spliced from 6 exons.
AUGUAUUCAGCCGCAGAUGUCAUCAAGUCAUCCCUCGACCAAUUCAGGGAGUUGCAACCCCCUGGUCUAUUCGAGAAAUUCUUGCAAACACGACUGGACGACCUGAAGAUCAAAAUCCUGGAGAUUCAAACUUCUCAGGAACGCCGUAAAUCUUUAACCGAUCUCUCAAGGAUCAUUUUGUUCAUUAAAGCUUUCGGUGUAUUUGCUGACACGUUCCGUCUCACACAAGAACAGACGGCUUGUGUUUGGGGUCCCGUAAAAUAUGUCCUACAUGUGGUUAAGGACGACGUCAAAGCACUCGAUGAGAUCCUUCAGUCUUAUAAAGGACUCGGCGCUCGCCUACCGUGGGUAGGAUCGUACAAUGCUCUCGUGAUCGAGAAGCCCGAGGUAUCCAUCUGUCUGGCGUAUAUGUACCAAGAUUUGUUGCAAUUCCAAAAAAGUUUAUUGAAGCUUUUCAGUGGCCAUGACUGGAAAGCAACGUUCCACACAAAUUGGAGAUACUACCAUCAAGACUCUUUCCAGGAUAUACUUAAAGGCUUCGACCAACACCGAAAGGCUCUGGAAGACCUACUACGAGCUCACCAUUACCAGAAGGCCAACGAACAUUAUCGGAUUUCGAGUGAUAUGUCUCGUCGGCUCAACAACCACUUGCAAAACUAUCAAAACGAUCGCCAGGACUUAGAGAUGCACAUACGUAGAUACGAAGAGGACCGAGAAAAGUUAUUGUCCGACGCAAAAAAACAGGAACAGUACAGAGAGGAGCAGAGGUUUGCUGCUUUCAGGAAGUGGGUGUCGGCAACAAGCCUACAGUGCCGCUUCCACACAGAGUUCACUAGCAUGAGAGCUGAGUUUCCAGGAACAACCGACUGGAUCGUGAAAGACGGCGUUGUCGAGAAUUGGAUACACGGAGAACCACCAGAAACGUCAAUCUUGUGCUUAAGUGGGAAAAAGGGCGCCGGCAAGACAAUACUAGCAUCGCGGCUCAUUGACCAUUGUAAGGAGCACCGUCCAGAUUUUAAAACCAGUUACUUCUAUUGCCGUGAGGAUGACCCGAAUCAAAACAACUGUUUAGCGAUCUACAAGUCGCUUCUGAUUCAGAUGUUGGAGCAUUAUCCAGACCUACUUCCGUCAUGUUAUGAGAAGACGCUAAAGGGGAGCGAAAUGCUCAAUGACGAGACUGUAGCGCGAGCACUCAUCGGGCUAUUUUGCAACGCAGAUAUCAGCCACUUCAUCAUAAUCGACGGUGUAGAUGAAAUUGAGACACCGCAACGCAAGCCCCUUUUGCAGUUCUUUGUCGGGCUUGUGGACAAAUGUGAUGCGUACAAGCCUGGCAAGGUUCGUGUGAUAUUUUUUGGCCAUGAUCUCGCAGCUUAUCAACAGCUGAAGCGUAUGGAAUCGGCUAUUGUGAUAGAACUGGAGAGAAACGCCGUCCAGAAAGAUAUACAAUUGUUUCUGGCUGAGAAGUCGAAAAGACUGAAAGAAAAGUUUGGUCUGACAGAAGAGGAGCUUCACUCUGCCCAAGCGCGAACAAUUGCUAAGUCGGAUGGUAUGUUCUUAUUCGCAACACUUACAAUGGAAAACCUCCUCAAGCAACCCACGGUUGAGUGUGUAAAACAACAACUACAAGAAGACUACUUCCCACAGAAUCUUCGUGAUGCGUAUCAUAAAAUCAUUGAACGGCUACGCCGCGAUUUAGGAGAGAACCAGUGGCUCAUGGCAGUCAAGAUUUUUGGCUGGUUAGCCUGUGCAAAACGGCCACUAAACUGGCACGAAAUACAGGCCGUGUUAUGUAUGGUGAUAAAUGAAUCUGAAGCAUCGUUUGCAAUGGAUUAUCACAAUAAGAAGCUUAGAGACGAUAUUCGGGAGAUAUGCGGCUCGCUUGUGCAAAAGCUAGGCAACCGCAUCAUGUUUUGUCACUCGACUGCAAAGUUGCACGUUAUUGGUACUCAGGGUCUCAAUAUGACGUUGAUUGAGUGUGAUUUAACAACAACCUGCCUACGUUAUCUGUCUUCCCAGUGUUUCCAGAGGGGCCUGGAUGAGGACCGACUGGAAAAUUUUACCCAUCAAGGCUACUAUGCGUUUCAGGAUUAUGCUUUAGCAAAAUGGGGACAUCACCUCGAGGCCGUCAUCAGAGCUGGGCCACAUGAACUCAGCCACAAUGUGGACUAUCUUUCACAAGCUAUCUUCCAGUUUGCUUCAGUAUAUCGUGAUGAGCUCUCUAUUCCCGUUAAUACCGAAGAACGAACUCAACGGGCCAGGGAAGAUUGUAGAGAAUUCAUCGGAUGCUUUUUUUACGAGCAUCUGGUCACUAUUUGGGCUCACUUUUCUCAUCAGCAGUUGGCUCACUUCAAAGAACGAAACAAGUUGAGCCUCCCUUCACUUAAGACCUCGUUAAAACAGACUCGAGGGAUACUGGAAACCAUCGGCACUCAAGAUGAGAUACAGGAGCUUUACGGCGAUUUCUUAUUCAAAUGUGAUCGGCUCAUUUGCGAUUAUUUCUAUGAGGGCUUCGAGACUAAAGAGGGGAGAGAUAAUCAUUUGCGGAGACAUGAUCGCCCCUAUCACUGCCCAAAACCGGGAUGCUCGGUGGUCGCCUUUGGAUUUUCGACGAAUAAGGAUCGUGACAAACAUAUCAGGCAGUACCACCCUGAAGAAACUACUGGGUCGACAUUUAUUCAGCUGCCAAGGGAACUUGUCGAGGACGCAAGAUUUCCCUGCCCGGAUUGUGGACAGACAUUCACUCGUAAAGCGAAUCGGGACGCUCACGUGAGGAGUCACUACGGCGAGCGGCCAUUUGUAUGUGAUGUAUGCCCUAACAAAGCGUUUACCCGAUCCAAUGAUUUACGCAGACACGUCAGAGACAUACAUUCUAGGAAGAGAGGUUGAAGUGAAAUGAGUAAUGAGAUAUAUGUCGGAUUGGCGUACUCGGCGUUGGGUUUAGACUUGCUGGGUAUCGCGGAUGGACUUGGUUAUUUGCCUUACCGUUGAAUAACCACGGCAGGCGGAAAAUGAGGAAAUGAUGCGUUAAGUCCUUCCACCAACGACGGAAGAUAUCUGGUCUGCAAGGCCCGUUUAAGCUUUAUUAGAAGUUGGAACAGGUGG